Messenger RNA from Rhinolophus ferrumequinum (greater horseshoe bat), 889 nucleotides. Its product is annotated as allergen Fel d 4-like. The record is from RefSeq and is a predicted model, not a curated record. The transcript has 7 exons. Bases 48 to 599 code for a protein of 183 amino acids. Lineage: Eukaryota; Metazoa; Chordata; Mammalia; Chiroptera; Rhinolophidae. Gene Ontology annotation, molecular function: odorant binding; small molecule binding.
ACUCACUCAAAGGGACUGUAGCCGAGUCAUUACCUUCACCUGCCAAGAUGAAGCUGCUGUCACUCUGUCUGGGGCUGACUCUAGUCUGGGCACAUGAGGAAGGAAACCAUGAGGUUGUGACAAGCAACAUCGAUUUUUCAAAGAUUUCAGGGGAUUGGUAUACCGUCUUCUUGGCCUCGGAUGAGAAAGAAAGGAUCGAAGAAAAUGGGGACCUCAGGAUUUUUUUGAAACAUAUCCAAGCCUUGGAUAGCUCUUCUGUGUUACUUAAAUAUCACAAAAAGAAAAAUGGACAAUGUGUUGAAUUCUCUGUUGUUGGAGAAGAAACAGAACAGGAUGGUGUAUACAGUUUUUUCUAUGAAGGACACAUUAUAUUUAGCAUAAUUGAAGCCGUCUAUGGUGAAUAUGCCAUUUGUCACACCGUGAUUUUCAAAAAUGAAAAAAUAACCCAAGUGAUGGAGUUGUUUGGCCAUGAACCAGAUUUGAGUCAAACAAUAAAAACAAGGUUUGAAGAAAUUUGCCAACAAUAUGGAAUUCCUAAGGAAAACAUUCUCGAUCUGACCAAAGUCGAUCGCUGUCUCCAGGCCCGAGGGAACAACUAGCCCAGUCCUCCAGUGCUGAGUGAAUGGUUUGUCACCUGGGCUCCAGGAUCACCCCUUCCAAGGUCCCCACGUCAUCUUCUGACAAGUUCUGUGACCUGAUGGCCAUCAAUAUCUCACAUGAAAGCAUUAUCUCUGCAUCUUCAGGAUCUGCCCUAAGUGUCUAGGAAGGCUCAUCAGCUCACGAAGAAUCAAGGGUUUCCUCCAAAUUUCCGAAUCUCUGUGCCAUAGCCGGAAGAACUCUGCCAUGAAUAGGACAAGAGCUUUCUCUACUUGGUCGAUAAAUGAUUAUC